Molecule: messenger RNA, 1184 nt
Organism: Mollisia scopiformis
Lineage: Eukaryota; Fungi; Ascomycota; Leotiomycetes; Helotiales; Mollisiaceae
Product: Clavaminate synthase-like protein
Exons: 4
Coding region: 82-1041 (319 amino acids)
Molecular function (GO): dioxygenase activity
Source: RefSeq, a predicted model, not a curated record
GUUCAAUCCUAUUAUCUAUCUCACUCUUCGCUCCAAGAUAUUCACUAGAUCUUUGUAAAAAGAAUACCAAGUCUACCCAGAAUGACAACAUCAAACUUUCCACUCCUCUCUUUUCAAGAAUUCUUGACGGGAUCGGAGGUUGAGAAGAGAGCUGUGGCACAGAAGUUAUACAAUGCCUUCCACACAUAUGGUUGGGUGUACCUGCAGGAUUUCGGAAUCACCAAAGAGGAAAUUGCGGAGAUGUUUGCAAUGUCUAAAAAGUAUUUCGAUCGCCCUCUAUAUGAGAAACUCAAACAGACGUUGAAUGAUGCCGAGACCAAUCAAGGAUAUACUCCUGAUGGAGCUGAGGCUAAUGGCGGUACUGAUCAUAAGGAGUGUUAUGAGCAUCGCCGAUUAAGUAAUGAGCUCUGCCCCACUGAUCAAGAGCUUACAAACUUCAGAGUAUUCAUGGAUGAUUUCUAUGCGAAAUGCUUCAAAUUGUCCGUCAAUGUUCUUCAAGCACUUGCACUAGUGAUGGACCUCGACAUGGAUUACUUCUCCUCUGCCCUCGCCAAAGCAGAUCCCCAGCUUCGACUCCUACACUACAUGCCCAUUGAACGAAAGAUUAUCGAAAGUGCAGGACAUGCGCGAAUCAUCCCACAUACAGACUUUGGACUUUGCACCCUGCUCUUUCAAGACAAUGUAGGAGGACUCGAAGUGGAUCCUUUCCACACUGGCAAAUUCUUACCAGCGACUCCCAUUGAAGGAACCUGCGUCAUCAAUGUUGCAGAUCUUCUACAGCGAUUGAGCAAUGAUAGAUUAAGGAGCACUCUUCAUCGUGUUACUAGUCCUCCUCUGGAGAAAGUUGGGAAUGAUGGAAUGUUGCCGGCGAGAUACUCGACAGCUUUCUUUGUGCAUCCUUCUGCUGAUGUGGAGAUUGACCCUAUCCUGAGGGAUGGAGAGGCGAAGAAAUAUGAGUCUGUUAAUGCGGGGAAGUGGAGGACUAUGAAUACGCAGAAGAAUUAUUCCAAUCUGCUGGGCGGAAGUGCACUGAAAGUUUAGGUGUUUAUCGGUUCUUGAAGGGGUGUUUUUGUCAUAUCAACAUUGACCGCCGUCCUUAGAGAGCAAUAUAGCAAACAUGUGGAAGAAUAACGUCAUUAGUGACAAUAUAUGCUACAAAUGUAUAAAUCAUGUCAAUCAUCAAG